CACAGUGACGUGGCCCUUAGGAGACCUACAGCUGACGCGUAGAUUAGUGUCUCCUCCUAGUUGCAGUCUGGUAGUCGUUUGUGGCUGUGUGCUGGCUCGCUAUUGCCUUGAAGGCUGGCGAGCCUGUAGCCCAGGGAAGGAGGAAGUUGUACAAGCUGAACCUGAUCCGUAGCAGCACAUCACAGGGCAGAAAAUGAAGUCGUGAUACAUUAUGGAGGAGAAAGAGGAAGUGGUAACAUUUGAUUAGCGGAGUCCAAAAUCAACAACAAAGCUGGUGCCUCUGAUACUGAUCAACUAAUCAGUCCUGGCCAUUGUCGCAUUUCUGUCUGCUGGUCUUCAGGUGCCCUGGUGCAGCAGAUUUCAAGGCUAAAAGAGGAAGACUGCUUUUGAUCCCUGCAGGAAAAGUAAGCAAGAAAAAAAAAAAUCUCAACAUGGAAAGUGUCCCCCAGGAAAGCAAAGGAGAAGAUCAGGCUCCAGUGCAGAAUGAAGAAGAAGCUCACCCUUUGGGAGGUGGUGAAGGCCAGGAGCCUAGAGGAAAUAUUAGAGCGGGUUGGGCCCCACCUGCCCACGAUGGUAGAGAGGACAUGCCCAAUAGGCUGGUCUAUAACCUUCACAUGAUAGACGGAGAUGCAGAUGAUAUGGAACGGUUCAUGGAGGAGAUGAGAGAAUUAAGGAGGAAAAUUAGGGAACUUCAGCUGAGGUACAGUUUGCGCAUAUUUACAGGAGAUCCCCCUCACCAUGACCAUCAUGAUGAGUUUUGCCUUAUGCCUUGAGUGCUAAGGUUAAUAAUAAUAACCCCCCUGCUUCCCAAAGUUGUAUUUUCUUGAUGUACCCUUUACUGUGAACCUGUGGUGUUCUGUCAUUUUUCUGAUUAGAUAUUUCAUUUUGACUUAGUCUGCAAGUUUUUCUGUCAGCAGGGGAGUUUCAUCAACUUGCAUGAAAAGAUGUUUAUUACAUACUGUGAAGGUAAUAAAGCAGUUAAAAAGCAAUCUAUAGAUAUACUAUCU
Molecule: messenger RNA, 1007 nt
Organism: Panthera uncia (snow leopard)
Lineage: Eukaryota; Metazoa; Chordata; Mammalia; Carnivora; Felidae
Gene: BEX5
Product: brain expressed X-linked 5
Exons: 3
Coding region: 432-773 (113 amino acids)
Biological process (GO): signal transduction
Cellular component (GO): cytoplasm
Molecular function (GO): signaling receptor binding
Source: RefSeq, a predicted model, not a curated record